This is a messenger RNA of Acanthocheilonema viteae, 732 nucleotides long. NCBI's taxonomy places the organism in Eukaryota, Metazoa, Nematoda, Chromadorea, Rhabditida, Onchocercidae. The record is from the annotation of a GenBank genome assembly.
AUGAAUAGUGGUUUCAUCACAAACAAUACUCAAAAGGGGGUUAUUACCCGAAUAUUGGGCAAUUUAAUUACUGUCUGGCCUCUUAAUGUUCAUCAGAAAAAGGCACUCAUCUUUCAAGAUAAAGCACCGAUAUCAUCACAGUAUUUAAAAGUUGGUGAUUGGAUUCAAAUGGAGGUGGAACGUGAUGAUGUGGUCGUCUAUCGUGAAAAAAUUGAACCCGUACUGCAAACAUUGGUUACAUCACGCGGAAAUGUACAGGUGAAGACAAUUCUGUAUUUUCCAAAUGGAAUAAAUAGAAACAAUGAGCACGUGAUUGGUUAUUCUGAUGAUUUAGGAGAAGUGGGUAUCUUUUUUCAGUGUCCUGAAUUGAGAGCUGACUCUUUAUAUAACGUCUGGGUAUCAAGACCUCGCAAAAAUUUUGCAUCGUUAGAAAAGCGGUAUGAUGUGCAUUGGUGUCUUGUAAAGCAAACGAUGAUUCCGUUAAUGCAGAAUGAUAAUACAAGAUGUUUGUGGGAAAAUCGAUCAGUUGAUUAUAAUUCCGAACAUUUCAAUAAUACGUUAACAGAAAGUAACGUAAAUUCACGUGAAAUCGAAUUUUCAUAUGCGCUAAGUUUUAACGAUAACGCUCUGAGAAGAUUAUACAGUGAUCCAAAAGUACGCGAAGCAGUUUACCGAUGCAGCAGCGAUCUUGCUCACUCAAUCGAAGCUUACUUGAGGAUAUCUCGUGAUUGA